Ipomoea triloba (trilobed morning glory) is the source of this 2594-nucleotide messenger RNA. Its product is annotated as subtilisin-like protease SBT3.4. Lineage: Eukaryota; Viridiplantae; Streptophyta; Magnoliopsida; Solanales; Convolvulaceae. Bases 111 to 2459 code for a protein of 782 amino acids. The transcript has 9 exons. The record is from RefSeq and is a predicted model, not a curated record. Gene Ontology annotation, molecular function: serine-type endopeptidase activity. Gene Ontology annotation, biological process: proteolysis.
CUCCUUGCCCCUGGAUCCUCACACCCUGGCCCGACAGGAUUAUGGAAGGGUCUGGAGUUACAUAAAUACCCUGUGGAUGAGAAGUGAAAACUCUCAAGAAAAAACACACCAUGUUGCCACCUGCAAUGAGGAGCAGCACCUCUCUUCUCUUAGUUUCUACACUGCUUUUCUUGACCAUUGAGGAUGUUAUCCCAAUUCUGGCAAAGGGUGAAACAAAAGUGCACAUUGUUUACAUGGGAAGAAGGCAGCAUGAUGAUGAUGCAGAAAUCACAACAUCAAUCCACCUCGAAACGCUUGCUUCGAUCCUUGGAAGUCAAGAAGCAGCAGCAGAGUCCAUCAUCUACAGUUACAGACAUGGCUUCUCAGGUUUUGCAGCAAAGUUGACAAAAUCUCAAGCCCAAAAGAUUGCAGAGCUACCCGGUGUGGUUCAUGUCAUCCCGAAUCACUCCUACAAGGUGCACACAACUAGGAGCUGGGAUUACCUCGGCCUCUCUGCGCAUUCUCCUCGAAUGAACCUCCUAGGAGAAACGAAAAUGGGGGAUGGUGUCAUCAUUGGAGUCCUCGACACAGGAAUAUGGCCAGAGAGUGUUUCCUUUAGUGACAAAGGCUUAGGGCCAAUCCCUUCAAAGUGGAAGGGCCAUUGUGAAGCUGGAAAACUUUUCAAUCCAGCCACUACUUGCAACAAGAAGGUAAUUGGGGCAAAGUUCUUCAUCAAAGGUGUGGAAGCUGAGCUGGGAAGGAAGUUAGAAAACGACACCGAAUUCCUGAGCUCUGAGCUAAUGUCCCCGCGGGAUAUGCAAGGUCAUGGCACACACACUUCGAGCACUGCAGCAGGAUCUUUUGCGCCUAAUGCAAGCUACAAAGGGCUCGGGUUUGGGACAGCGAGGGGCGGUGCCCCUCGGGCUAGGAUAGCAAUGUACAAAGUGUGUUGGAAUUUCGGGGACCUGCCAUGUACAUCUGCAGACAUAAUCCAAGCCAUUGAUGAGGCCAUUCAUGACAGAGUUGAUGUUUUAUCACUCUCCCUCGGGUCUGAUACGCCUCAGUUCUCAGACGUUGAUAUUCGCAGUGGAAUUGCAUUUGCAGCAUUCCAGGCCGUUGAACACGGAAUAACAGUCGUCUGUUCGGGGGGAAAUUCAGGCCCGAUUCCUCAAACAAUCACAAACACUCCACCAUGGAUCUUGACAGUUGCAGCUUCCACAACUGAUAGGUCAUUUCCCACCCUCCUCACAUUGGGAAACCAGAAAACCAUAGUAGGAGAAUCUAUGUUUACAGGAAAGAAAACUGGAUUCCAUAGCUUGAUUUACCCAGAAUCCACUGAUCCUGCAACUCACAGUUACUGCAACACUAUAACUGCAAAUAGUACUUGGGUGGCUGGGAAAAUCGUGCUAUGCUUCCACGUGAAAGGCGAAGAAACUGAAUUGACAUUCAACUUAAUAUCAACCCGAGAAGCGGUAGAGGAAGCCGGAGGGAUUGGAGUGAUCAUAGCUAAGAAUCCCACUAGAACCAUGGAUUUUUUCACCUCAGAGUUUCCAGUCAUUAGUGUAAGCUUUGAUAAUGCAAUUCGAAUCCUGAAUUAUAUCAGGUCAUCCAAGAACCCGCGGGCACAGCUCAGUCCUUCAAGAACUCAUGUCGGUAAGCCCAUCACAACACGCAUUGCAUCCUUCUCGUCUCGAGGCCCGAAUUCCUUUGCUCCUGCAAUACUCAAGCCCGAUAUAGCAGCCCCGGGAACAAAUAUUCUUGCAGCUGUUCCACCUCUGAAUACCCCUCCAUAUGCAAUUGAAUCUGGAACUUCCAUGGCAGCUCCCCAUGUUUCUGGAAUUGUUGCAUUGCUCAAAUCAUUACACCCGAAUUGGUCCCCCGCCGCCAUAAAAUCUGCACUUAUCACAACAGCAUGGACUGCAGACCCUCAUUCAGGAGACCCCAUUACUGCAGAAGGAGACACAAACAAACCCGCAGAUCCAUUCGACUAUGGAGGUGGAAUUGUGAAUCCAAAUGCAGCCAAAGAUCCCGGCCUGGUUUUCGACAUGGGAACGUUCGACUACAUUCUGUAUCUCUGUGCCAUGGGCUAUAACUCAACCUCCAUUAAUAACCUCACUGAAAACCCAUCAUCAUGCCCUUCCAAAAAACCUUCACUUCUUGAUAUAAAUCUCCCCUCUGUAACCAUUCCCAGUCUCAGAAACUCAAUCACUGUCACAAGAACUGUCACUAAUGUUGGACCUGUGAACUCCAGAUACAAACCAAUCAUGGAAUCUCCCCCAGGAAUAACCAUAUCAGUAAAGCCUGAAACUUUGGUCUUCAACUCCAUGGCUAAACAGAUCUCUUUCACUGUCACUAUCACCACAAGCCAUAAAUACAACACUGAUUUCUGUUUUGGGAGCUUGACUUGGAGUGAUGGAGUGCAUAGAGUCAGAACCCCCAUAUCUGUUAGAACUGAGUUUCCAGAAAUGAUUUACAGCUAGAUCAGAGACAAAACAACAACCGAUUCUAUGUUGUAUUAGUCAAAUGUACUGGCUGUCUGGUUUCCUGAUAACAUGUUAAUGAUGUUCAGAUUGUUAUCAAUGAAAAGAAGCUCAAUUGGUAUCUAAUAGUGACAA